Molecule: messenger RNA, 2722 nt
Organism: Humulus lupulus (European hop)
Lineage: Eukaryota; Viridiplantae; Streptophyta; Magnoliopsida; Rosales; Cannabaceae
Product: sulfate transporter 1.3
Exons: 16
Coding region: 429-2390 (653 amino acids)
Biological process (GO): transmembrane transport
Cellular component (GO): membrane
Molecular function (GO): secondary active sulfate transmembrane transporter activity
Source: RefSeq, a predicted model, not a curated record
AUAAUAAUAUUGCAUCUUCUUCUUCUUCUUUCACUUUUUUUUUAUGUAUACAUAUAGAUACUAUAUAUAUAUAUAUAAAUAUAUUGUUUCUUUCUGAUAAAAGAGAGGCUUUUUCUCCCACUAUCGACGGUUUUCAUUAGAAGCACAUGAAUGAGGAUUGGAUGGAUAUGGAUGGAUGCCCUUUUAUUUUCUUUAAAAGUCCCAAUCAAGAGUCGAAUACCAAUAACAACUAUUUCAGCGUAUAACAAGAAGAAAAAUACAAAGAUGAUGCUCUCGCAAUGUGUAUAUAUCUAAGCGUCUGUUGCAAGGUUGUUUUUGCUUGAGUUGAAUUGCUUAUUUAAGACCAAGUUCCCCAACCUCCUCUUCUGCAUUCAAUAACUCUCUACUGCUCCAUUAAGUAUUCUGAAUUCCAGGUGAAAUAUACUUAGAUGGCUUCAACAGUUCAUUCAAAUGCUGAAGGUAAAGAAGAGAUGGACAUAAUAAGGAGUACCCCAAGUGACCGAUAUAUUCCCAAAGUUUCAGUUCCUUCAAAGCAAAACCUCUUCAAGGAGUUCAAAAACACUGUCAAAGAAACCUUCUUUGCUGAUGACCCUUUACGUCCAUUCAAGGAUCAGUCCAAGUCUAAAAAAUUCAUCCUUGGAGUGCAGACCAUUUUCCCCAUCUUUGAAUGGUCUAGAGAUUAUAGUCUUAAAAAAUUUAGGGGAGAUCUUAUUGCUGGACUCACUAUUGCAAGUCUCUGCAUUCCUCAGGAUAUUGGGUACUCAAAACUUGCAAAUUUGGCUCCACAGUAUGGAUUGUACUCCAGCUUUGUUCCACCACUGAUCUAUGCUUUUAUGGGAAGCUCAAGAGAUAUAGCCAUAGGACCAGUGGCUGUGGUAUCUCUCUUACUUGGUACCCUGCUUCAGAAUCAAGUCGAUCAUACUACACAUCCAGCUGAAUAUCUGAGACUUGCAUUUACAGCUACUUUUUUUGCUGGGAUAACCCAAGCAACUCUUGGGAUUUUGAGAUUAGGUUUCUUGAUUGAUUUCCUAUCCCAUGCUGCUAUUGUUGGUUUUAUGGGUGGUGCUGCCAUCACCAUUGCCCUCCAACAGCUUAAGGGAUUUCUUGGCAUAAAAAAGUUCACAAAGAAAACUGAUAUCAUCUCAGUGAUGCAUUCAGUAGUUGACUCAGCCCAUCAUGGGUGGAAUUGGCAGACCAUAGUCAUAGGAGGGGUGUUUUUAACCUUUCUUCUAGUCGCUAAAUUCAUCGGAAAGAAGAACAAAAAACUCUUCUGGGUGCCUGCAAUAGCUCCAUUGAUAUCAGUUAUUUUGUCCACUUUUUUUGUGUACAUAACCCAUGCAGAAAAGCAAGGAGUUGAAAUAGUGAAACAUAUAGAGAAAGGAAUCAGCCCUUCAUCCUUUAAUCAAAUAUACUUCACUGGAGAAUAUCUCAUCAAAGGCUUUAAGAUUGGGGUUGUGGCUGGCGUGAUUGCGUUAACGGAAGCUAUAGCUAUUGGAAGAACAUUUGCUUCCAUGAAGGAUUAUCAACUUGAUGGAAACAAGGAAAUGGUGGCACUUGGAACCAUGAACGUUAUUGGCUCAAUGACUUCCUGCUAUGUGACAACAGGUUCAUUCUCUCGCUCGGCAGUCAAUUACAUGGCUGGAUGCCAAACUGCAGUCUCUAAUAUUGUGAUGUCCUUCGUUGUGUUCCUAACACUGAUGUUCAUCACACCUCUUUUCAAGUACACUCCCAACGCCAUCCUAGCCGCCAUCAUUAUAUCCGCUGUGCUCAAUCUAAUCGAUUUUCAGGCUGCAAUCCUGAUAUGGAAGAUUGACAAGUUUGAUUUCGUGGCUUGCAUGGGAGCCUUCUUUGGUGUUGUAUUCUCAUCUGUUGAGAUUGGUCUCUUAAUUGCGGUCGUCAUAUCCUUUGCUAAAAUUCUGUUACAAGUUACUAGACCACGGACCGCAACUCUUGGAAAGAUCCCUAGAACAACUGUGUACAGAAACAUCCAACAAUAUCCUGAAGCAACUAAGGUUCCAGGCGUUUUGAUUGUCAGAGUUGAUUCAGCAAUUUACUUUUCGAACUCUAAUUAUGUUAGAGAAAGAAUAUUGAGAUGGUUGGGCGAUGAAGAAGAACUACUUAAAGCAGCUGAUCUACCACCUAUUCACUUCUUGAUAGUCGAAAUGUCACCUGUUACUGACAUUGACACCAGUGGUAUCCAUGCCUUGGAAGAGUUGUAUAGGAGUCUCCAAAAGAGAGACAUUCAACUUGUUCUUGCAAAUCCUGGUCCUGUGGUGAUUGACAAACUUCAUGCAUCCAAGUUUACGACUUUGAUUGGCGAGGACCGAAUCUUCCUCACUGUCGCGGACGCAGUGGCAGCCUGUUCUCCAAAAUUGCUGGAAGAAGUUUAGCAACAACAAACACACAUGAACUGUUGAUAGUUUGUUGAUCAUAUAUCAGAUGCUUGAACACGAUGAGUAGUUGAAUUGUGAAGGAAUUACAAUAAGCAUUAUGAAGGUGGUCAAUGGAGGGUCAUGUGCCUUAAUUCCAAUAGAAGAAGAAAAAUAACAACGUGUACAAUUAAUUGUACACUUCCACUAAAAGCAUGCAUGGAUUUAAUGUAACUUGCAAAAGUGUACGUAGAAUUGAACUGUAGGAGCCAUCUAAAGCUGUCUACAUACUUGAGUUUAUGUUACCUAUAUAGUUUAUAUAUAUAAGUCAUAACCUCGAGGGUUUUCACAGA